UUCCACUCCCAGUGCCCCCCAUUCCGCUCCCAGUGCUCCCAGUGCCCCCCAUUCCGUUCCCAGUGCUCCCAGUCCGUCUCCCCACAGGCUUUCUGGACCCGUUUCUUCCCGGCCUUUCAGCGGCUCCGGGCUCUGGUGGCCGAGGGGGCUUUGGGGACCCCCCUCCUGUUCCGGGGGUCCCUGGGCUUCAACCUGGUGCGGGUGGAGCGGCUGCGGGAGCCGGCACUGGGCGGGGGGGCCCUGCUGGACCUGGGCUGCUAUGGGGUGCAGAUGGCACUGGCCCUGAUGGGGGGCUCCCCCAAAGCCCUGUGGGCCCACGGCGUCCUGCACCCCACUGGGGUGGACGAGUCGGUGACGGUGACGAUGGAUUUCGGGGGUCAGCGCCUGGCCACGAUCACCUGCUCCAUGGCCGCGGAACUGCCCGGGGGGGCCGCCCUGGGGGGCACCAAGGGCUGGGCACAGUUCCCCGAGCACAUGAACUGCCCCACGGAGCUGAUCUGGGGGGGCAACAAGGAGGUUUUCCCGCUGCCCCCCCCCUCGCAGCCCCUCAACUUCUCCAACGGGACCGGGCUGCGCUUCGAGGCCCAGCACGUCCGGGAGUGCCUGCUGCAGGGUCUGACCGAGAGCCCGGUGAUGCCUCUGGCCGAGAGCGAACUCAUCGCGCGGCUCCUGGAGCAGGCCCGGGAUCAAGUGGGGGCUGCGGGGCCGGGGGGGGGGGCUCAAAGGGAGAGCCCACCCCUCAGAGACAGCCCUGAGCCACCCCAGAGCCCCCCCGGGGUGACCCCGUGACCCCAGAGUCACCCCCUCCCCACACCAAUCCAGCAAUAAAGGAUUUAAAAACCUC
Molecule: messenger RNA, 844 nt
Organism: Corapipo altera (White-ruffed manakin)
Lineage: Eukaryota; Metazoa; Chordata; Aves; Passeriformes; Pipridae
Gene: DHDH
Product: dihydrodiol dehydrogenase
Exons: 4
Biological process (GO): D-xylose catabolic process
Molecular function (GO): D-xylose 1-dehydrogenase (NADP+) activity
Source: RefSeq, a predicted model, not a curated record